AUGUCGCACCUCUUCUCCGCCGUCGAGGACCUCUUCAAGUCCUUCUACGAAAUGAUCGCUGCCGUCGUCGGCACCAUCGUCCACCUCGGCCAGACCUUCGUCAUGGCCAUCGUCAACUUCUUCACGUCGAUCGUGCGCCUCGUCACGGACGUGCUCAGCGGCGUGGUCGACGUCGCUGGUGGAGUGGGCAAGUUUAUCGCCGGUACGUUCAUCUCUAUUGCUCAUUCUCUCGCGAACGCGUCUACUCACAUUCACUACGAUCUAGGCAACAUCGUCAUCCUCGGUAUCGUCGCUACCGGCGGCUUCCUCUACAUCCGCGCCCAGCAGCAGGGUCGUCGCCCUGCCGCCGCAACCACGAAGAAGACCAACUGA
This is a messenger RNA of Thyridium curvatum, 372 nucleotides long. RefSeq lists its product as uncharacterized. The transcript has a single exon. The record is from RefSeq and is a predicted model, not a curated record. Lineage: Eukaryota; Fungi; Ascomycota; Sordariomycetes; Thyridiales; Thyridiaceae. The coding region runs from base 1 to 372 and encodes 123 amino acids.